Saccoglossus kowalevskii is the source of this 543-nucleotide messenger RNA. Its product is annotated as leucine-rich repeat-containing protein 57-like. Lineage: Eukaryota; Metazoa; Hemichordata; Enteropneusta; Harrimaniidae. The record is from RefSeq and is a predicted model, not a curated record.
GGAUACUUCAAUAACACAAAAUUUAUCAUGGCUGGACACAAUGAUGCAUUGUGGGAAGAACAAAGACAAGUAUACAAUGGCAAUGAUUGCGGUCUGAAGGAAAUACCGAUUGAACUUUUUACAACUUACCGACACGCUAAACAAAUCUUACUAAAAAAUAAUGACAUUGAUAAGUUAAGUAACAGUGUUAACGUGUGGGAGAAUUUGGAAGAAUUGAAUUUAUAUAACAACAAGUUAACUCAACUACCAGACUCUAUUGAGUUGAAACACCCCAGCGGAGGAGAGAAGAAACCGAUGUGGGUUGAAGACCGACAGACCUGUAACGGCGAAGGAUGUGGCUUGAAAGAAAUACCUCAUGAAAUCUUCACAGAAUACCAAUAUGUAAAACGAAUCGAGGUGAAGAAUAAUGACAUCGAUACAUUAAGCGAAAAUAUUGGUGUUUGUACGAAUUUGGAAGUACUAGAUUUAUGUAACAAUAAGUUAACAAUGCUACCAGAUGCAGUUGGCGAGUUAACAAAGCUUCCAUUUGUUAGUACAUUUUAA